Orbicella faveolata is the source of this 2594-nucleotide messenger RNA. Its product is annotated as 4-trimethylaminobutyraldehyde dehydrogenase A-like. Gene Ontology annotation, molecular function: oxidoreductase activity, acting on the aldehyde or oxo group of donors, NAD or NADP as acceptor. Lineage: Eukaryota; Metazoa; Cnidaria; Anthozoa; Scleractinia; Merulinidae. The record is from RefSeq and is a predicted model, not a curated record.
ACCAUUAUAAAUGAGGCAUUUAAAAGCAGUAAAAAACUCUCGUCCAUCAAUAGUAUUUUAAUUUGCCCUUUUCAAGUAAGUCUUUUUUCAGAAGAUGAAAUAUAAUAUUUGUUAGCAAUGUUUGCCCACAAAGGUUCUUGUCAGAAACGACACAUAUUUAAGCAAUUUUUCAUCUCAUUUAUGGGGUUUGACUGAACCACCCUAACCACCCCUGGAUCCACCCCAGUGCACCCCUAAAUGACAAUGAGGCACUUAUUUACAACACAUAGACUCCACAGAGGUGCUUUUUGAGAGGUUUACAUCCCUACACAGCUAAAAGAGUGGCACUGGCAUUUUAACCCAAAGGCGACUGUAAAGGUUUUUACAUGGAGUAUUGCAAUAAACAAUUGUGUGAUUAUGGUCAACAAAAAAGACAGCCCUCUGGAGAAAGGUGUAAAAAGCAAAUUUGAUAUGGAAAUUAGUUUCUUUUAACUGUAAUUGCUCAUUCUUGGUAUAAUUGUAUGGUCCCAAAACUUGUCAUCAUUGUGGUAGCGACCAUGUACAAUCUGUGUGAACUAAAUUGAAUAUUAUCGCACAUUCACAUGUACACAAUGAUGUUUCUUUCUUUAUUAGGAAAGCCAUUUCACGAAGCUGUAUGGGACAUAGAAGGCUGUGCUGAUGUUACUGAUUACUAUGCCGGUCUUGCACCUACCAUCAGUGGAAAGCAUAUCCAGCUUCCAAAUGGAUCUUUCUCCUAUACUAGAAGGGAACCUUUGGGUGUGGUAGCAGGAAUUGGGGCUUGGAACUACCCAUUUCAAAUCUGUGUCUGGAAGUCAACGCCUGCCCUAGCUUGUGGGAACACCAUCGUGUUCAAGCCAUCACCCCUCACACCCCAGACUGCUGUCUACAUCGCUGAAAUCUUUACAGAAGCAGGGCUCCCUAAUGGAGGUUUAAAUGUUGUUCAGGGUGCAGGAGUGACUGGUCACUUGCUAACAUCACAUCCUGAUGUUGCAAAGGUUUCAUUUACGGGAUCUGUGCCCACAGGACAAAAGAUCAUGGCAGAUGCAUCAGCUGGUGUUAAAAAAGUCACUCUUGAACUGGGAGGGAAAUCUCCUCUUCUUGUGUUUGCUGAUUCUGACCUGGAAAAUGCUGUUAAGGGAGCAAUGAUGGCCAACUUUCUUACACAGGGAGAGGUGUGUUCCAAUGGAACUCGGGUAUUUGUGGAAAAGAGCAUCUUAAAUGAAUUUCUCAGUAAAGUAGUGGAGCGUACUAAAAACAUCAAAGUAGGAGAUCCUAUGAAUCCAGACACUCAGAUGGGGGCUCUGAUUUCUGAAGAACAUCUUCACAAAGUGCUUGAAUAUGUGGACACAGCGAAAAAAGAGGGUGCCAAAGUUCUCUGUGGGGGUGAACGCUUAAAAAUGGAUGAGCCUAGAUUGGCCAAUGGCUUCUACAUGUCACCCUGUGUAAUGACAGACUGUUCAGAUGAUAUGACAGUUGUCAAGGAGGAGAUAUUUGGUCCUGUCAUGACAGUUCUACCAUUUGACACAGAAGAAGAAGCUGUGAAUAGAGCCAAUGACACUCAUUUUGGAUUAGCUGCGGGAGUGUUCACAAAAGACCUCACUCGCGCCCAUCGCGUUAUCGCUAAUCUCCAAGCGGGAUCCUGUUGGAUCAAUAAUUACAAUUUAACACCAGCCGAGGUUCCCUUCGGUGGCUACAAAAUGUCAGGUGUGGGUCGGGAACUGGGCGAAGAUUCCAUCAACUAUUACACGCAAGUCAAGUCAGUUUAUGUGGAGAUGGGUGAUGUGGCGUCGCCGUUUUAAAUGACAGUUUCCCGUGUUACUAAUUUGAAUAACAGAUAGCUAGACAGCAGGCCAGAUUUGCCAGCCUAGUGAGGAUAGACAAAUAACAAGGUGAGCGUGCAAAUUCAGCCAUUUUAUUCCUUUCUCUAUCAAGUUAUCAAAUUCAAAAUGGAUAAAGGUUAUGAUUUCUUUGGCAAAAUAAUAAAACAAAAACCAGGAACAGGAGUAGAACUGUACUCAGUUCUUUCAUUUGAACGGACACAGUAACGUUUUACCCAAAUUAAAAGGUAACUGUUAGAAUUACCUUUUGCAGCAACGAAACGAUACUAUUUUUAAUAAGAGUCAUAAGAAUGAAAUGAGUGUUUUCUCGAGUGUUAUGAUGCUAGCUUGCCAAAGUAAGCUUCAGCUUCUGAUCUAAAAACAAAAUUGCGAGCUCGAUUGAUUCCUAGAGUUCGAUCGAUGUAAAAUUAAAUCUGUACACUUGGCUGAAAAUGGGGGAUCAGCGUAGUGCAUGUUAGUAUUUAAAAGUAGCACUACUAGCAUGAUGACGUCAAAAGAAAGUCGAAAAAGUAAUCAUAUGAGGAAACACGUUUAUUACUCUCAAUUCCUUCUGAUUGGGUAUUUUUAGAAGGGAACAGUAUAAACUAGGAAAAAGUUAUCAGGAUUACUUAGUAUACCUUCUGUGACCAUCAGUACUUGUUGCCGCCAAUAGUCUAAGAUUAAAAGCUCUGCCAUGUACAAAUGUAGCUAAUAAUCUAGAAAGAGUUAGUGAAAUAUUUUAUGUGGAAAAUACAAACUAACGCUCUAUUUUUAUUC